AUGUUAUACGAGAAACGGAGGAAACUUCUGGUGCUUUUGAAGCUGGAAUCAGCAGAAUCGGCAAGCAAGGUCACAAGUUUCGUAAAUUCCCAAAAUGAUACAAUUAACAAUGGCGCACUAAUCUUGACCAGAAGAGAAAAGCAUUCAAGCACCUUAAAUCAACCGAAAGAAGCCUUUGUCAGUGAAAUCAAGGAUUAUCAUGGAAGCCAAAACCUUCAAUAUGUUAAUUUGGGAGCUGAAAAAUUUUAUAAUUCAUUGAAAACAAAACCGCAAAGUUCACCAAAACGCAGGAAACAUUUGGUGUCAAUCCCUGAGAAAACGCAGACUGCGAAAUGCCAGAAGAGCAUUUUGGCCCGAAAUGCCAGAAGAGCAUUGAAGAAAUCUAAGAUUAAGAAUCUGCCAACACUGGAAACAGGUUUUCCCAUGCUUCCUUAA
Molecule: messenger RNA, 435 nt
Organism: Loa loa (African eye worm)
Lineage: Eukaryota; Metazoa; Nematoda; Chromadorea; Rhabditida; Onchocercidae
Exons: 3
Coding region: 1-435 (144 amino acids)
Source: RefSeq, a predicted model, not a curated record